This is a messenger RNA of Uncinocarpus reesii 1704, 978 nucleotides long. RefSeq lists its product as uncharacterized. The transcript has a single exon. The coding region runs from base 1 to 978 and encodes 325 amino acids. The record is from RefSeq and is a predicted model, not a curated record. Lineage: Eukaryota; Fungi; Ascomycota; Eurotiomycetes; Onygenales; Onygenaceae.
AUGGUGCUUGAAUUGGCCAAGGAGCUGACGGACAGUUCUGUUAAAAAUCAAUCCCACAAGGCCAUUCUUGUAGGAACAGGGGAGAAUACGUGGAUUUGGUCUCCCGAUGGAUGGGACCUAACACGCCCGGCAGACCCAAGCGCGAACUCGUCGAAGAAUGGCGUCCACCUCGACUGUGAACUCGUCAACGUCAAAUUUGACCCAGUUAAGACGGCCUUGGUGAUUAUCGAUAUGCAGAACAUUGGAUUGAACAAAGCCCUCGAUCCUCCAUCUGCCCCUCCCAUGUACGAAGCGCAAGACGCCAUCCUUCAAUACGCAAUACCCGCAGCGCGCAAGCUGGGCCUCCAGAUCAUUUGGCUCAACUGGGGACUCACUGAGGCGGAUCUGGCAAGCAUAACGCCGGCCGAAAUUAGGGUGUUUGCGUUCGAACCCAACACCACAAAGGUCGACUACGGCCUGGGAGACCAGCAGGGUGACUUGAACGACCCCACAAACUUCCUCAAGUGCGGCGAACGGCCGAACCUCGUCAAAUUGCCGGGCACGGAGCUUGGAGAAAUUGCGCUGGAGGAUGGCAGUCGGGUGAAUGCCGGGCGGGUGAUGAUGAAGGGAUCGUGGAAUGCGGGCUUGCAUGGGCCUCUGGCCGGUGCGUACGAGGAGGGCAAGAAAGCCGCCCGUCCAGAUGUUUGGAUUGACAAGAAUCGCAACUCUGGACUCUGGAACGAGAAGACUGCCUUUGGUGAAUAUCUCAAGAAGGAAGGCAUCCGCACACUGCUGUUUUCGGGCGUCAAUACCGAUCAGUGUGUUGGAGCUACCCUGCAAGAUGCCCAUGCUCAAGGGUUUGAUACCAUCAUGUUGAAGGACGGUUGUGGGACGGAUAGCCUGCCAUACGCAAAGGCUACCUAUGAGUUCAACUGUGCCCGAGCCUGGGGCUUUCUUUCCAGCUGCAAGGCACUCGCCAAAGCUGCUGGAUCUUACUAG